Messenger RNA from Verruconis gallopava, 1836 nucleotides. RefSeq lists its product as uncharacterized. Gene Ontology annotation, cellular component: cell surface; phagocytic vesicle; protein complex involved in cell adhesion. The record is from RefSeq and is a predicted model, not a curated record. The transcript has a single exon. Gene Ontology annotation, biological process: cell-cell adhesion. Bases 221 to 1120 code for a protein of 299 amino acids. Gene Ontology annotation, molecular function: oligosaccharide binding; polysaccharide binding; N-acetylgalactosamine binding. NCBI's taxonomy places the organism in Eukaryota, Fungi, Ascomycota, Dothideomycetes, Venturiales, Sympoventuriaceae.
CAGAUACAUCAGUUACGCCUGUAUCUCGUCAUACGGAUGUUUCUUGUUCCUGAAAGAUCUUCCGCUAGCCUGGCUCCUAUCUGAGAUCUGGCACUCCGCUUGUAACGUUGAACUUCUCGGCGGUUUUGAUUCCGGAAACGAACAUUGAGCUUGAAACCACCACUAUAAUUCAGCUACUAGUCUCACCAUUACGAUUGCAAAACCCAGCAUUAGAUACACGAUGGUACACUUGUCUACACCCGGACGUGAUCUCGGUUAUUUUAGCACUCGCGAGGUGCGACCACCACUCAAACCCACCACUAGCACAUCCCGCGUGAUACAGUUUCCUAAAAACCAUUAUGAACGCCCACCAAAUAUAGCAGGCGGAUUUAAGCUAUUGCAUUUGUCUCACAAAGCUCCCGGUGUGCGUGCCAACCUGGUCGGUAGUGACAUAACGGCGACUGACUUCAACAUAACCAUUGAAACUUGGGAUCAUUCCGUUUUGUACGAAGCGGAGGCACAAUGGAUCGAGCACAAGUUCGGUAGCAAGGAGUGUUUUUUUGGGCAGUUUGAUACUAGAGAUGUGGAAGAAUACCCUGGGGCGGGGCGCGAAGAGGGAAGACAAGAAUGGAGUAAACGAUGUCGGUUUCCAGACGUGUUCAAAGGAAACGAAGAACCGGAGGUUGUAUGCUGGUUGAAUAGACUUGACAUCGAGACGGGCUGGGAUCGUAACUUUCGAAUCAGCGCUUACGCGACGGGCAUUCGGAGAGAUAGCGCAGCGUUCCAUCUGGAUACUUGGGGCGAUUGCGUGCUCAACGGUGCUGCGCUUUGCUGGAUCGCCUUCCCGAAAGGAAAGAAAAAGGUUGAUUGUGGCAGUUUUUCGACCAACGACGUGCGUCCGUGGCAUGAUGCUAGAAGCAAGAACAGCGCACGAAUCGACUUCAAAAAGGGCUGGUUCGAUAAUCCACCGACUGUAUUGGUGUCUUUGAACAUGUUUGACAUGGCUGGCAACUCAGAUCUCAGGAUACGGGUUGACGCGACUGACGUCGACAAGGAUGGCUUCACAUGGCAUCUGGAUACUUGGGACGAUUCAACGUUAUAUGCUGCGAGCGCAUCUUGGAUUGCUCUUGGUUUCGAAUAAUAGUGCUUUUUUCAGAUCCUCCAAAUCUCAGCGGCAACCAUGUUCAGUGCAACGAUGCGCACAUGCAGUUGCAGUCAAGUUCUGGACACGUUUUAUGUCUGGCAAACCAAUCUCUUGCAUGAUGUCCGUGAAAUGUGUGCCCACAUGUCGAGCACCUAACGGCCUGUCUUGCAAUGCUAUCCUCUUCUUCUAAUUUCUUCGAUGUGGCAGAGUUUAAACGCCGAGGAUCCGGACUAGCGAGUGGCAACGAGCAUAUUCCACACACUGGCAUUUUGUGACCACAGUACGCGCAUAUCUGACCAUUUUUGGCCAAAACUCCAUGUGUGUACUCUCGAGUUGAAGCGCUAGAAGUGACGACUGACCCAUCUGGAGCGUUUUGCAUGGUGCGCUGUGCGAGUGGAUUUAGACAGUGUGGACAGCGUAGGGUAGCUGGGCGUUCAUCGACUGUACCAAACAGGCGGCCAUCGUGGGUCUUGGAAGUUUGAGCGUGAGCCUCGAGAUAUUUCGUGCGUUCAUGGAAUGCACGCCAUGUUUGCAUCUGUAGCUUGUAUGUCUCUUUCCACAUGUCAAAGCGGAAAUCGUCGAGGUAUAGCGGACACGUGAAGGACAUUGCUAGCACGGCUGUUUGCAAAUCAUUAAACUUGCGUAUAUAGUUGGAGAAGAGCGUUAUGGACUGAUCUGAGAGACCAGUCAAGACAAGUCCUUCGAUGUUGCCA